AGCACACAGACGGUUGUUUAUGUUAAACAUGGUUAAGUUAUAUCUUUUCGUUUGUUCAGUAUUAUCCUGUGUCAUAAAUUUGGACGCAUAUUCGGCAACCUUCAUAAAGCCAUGCAAAUGGGACGACAAGGCGUGUUUGAUCUCCAGCACUCAAGCCGUCAUCCCCAUAAUAUCUAAGGGUAUACCAGAACUGAACAUCCAAUCAUGGGACCCACUGUAUAUCAAGACUGGCAAGUUCGAGAGUGGUAACCUAGUGGUCAAAUACUACGAUCUCAGUGUUACUGGAGUUAAGGAUAUCAAGGUGCUGAAUGUAGAACGUGACAUAAAAGCAAACACGAUCAAGGUGGAGGCCGAAAUGCCAAUGACAGCCAUUGGCCAGUACCAACUUGACGGCAACAUUCUAAUUUUGAAAUUGCACGGGAAGGGACGGUGUGAUAUUAGAACAAAUAAAGUCCAAUUUACUGUGACAUACAAGAUCAAACACGAGAACGGUGACGACGGUCAAAAGCACUGGAAGAUCUCGUCCUUCGACUAUACUUACGACGUGGUAGAAAAAGUUAAGUUCGACUUGGAGAAUCUGCUGGGCGGAGAUGAGACUAAUAGUAACCUGAUCCAGCAAGUGUUAGACAACAACUGGAAGGACAUAAUAGAGGAAAUCGGUGACCCUAUCAUCAGAGAGAUCAUCACACCACUCGUCGUACAAGUCAACAAACUGCUCCACUCCAUCCCUGAGAAGAAUCUGGAAAUUGUUUAGAAAGAAGGAAACCCCAGCCAUAUGUUGUCGAUUUCAUAAACUUUUUUCUACCCCCAAUUAGAGCACAGGCUUCUAUUAAUGUGCCCUAAUUUUCGUAAUUUGUGCCCUUGUAGUUUUUUUGAAAAACUGGAACAACGAUGUUAAUCGUUGAAAUCGUUCCUUUUCUGUCAUUGACAAAAUGAACAGGAGCGAAAGAGACGACAAGAUGUAUAAAGGAUAAUUUAAGACAUGAG
Molecule: messenger RNA, 987 nt
Organism: Aricia agestis (brown argus)
Lineage: Eukaryota; Metazoa; Arthropoda; Insecta; Lepidoptera; Lycaenidae
Product: circadian clock-controlled protein daywake-like
Exons: 5
Coding region: 20-754 (244 amino acids)
Source: RefSeq, a predicted model, not a curated record